Messenger RNA from Prunus avium (sweet cherry), 2623 nucleotides. Lineage: Eukaryota; Viridiplantae; Streptophyta; Magnoliopsida; Rosales; Rosaceae. The record is from RefSeq and is a predicted model, not a curated record.
UGCAAUUUUUUUUUUUAAAUUCUCAAAAUUAGGAAGAGGACGGGAAAAGACUCACACACUUGGAAGCGCACGAAAAACCUAAACGAAUCCAACUAAAACUCUCUUCAUUUGCGCUUUCAUUCACUCAAUUUUGCAACAUAAACACACCAACGCAACUUCAUUUUUUACGUUUUCACGUGUGGUUUCUCAAAAAAAAAUCACACGUGUUUGAAACUGUAACAGUUUGCGCCAAACCCUUACCCUCUGCUCGAGAAAAACCGCGUUUCUUCUUCUUCUGUCUCUCUCAACCCUAGAAAUGGCAGAUUCGGAAUCGAACCAUAUCGACGAGCAUUCAGCCGCCUCAACAACCAUAACAUUCGACCGACCGGUCCCGUUGCUCCGAGGACCAGUUCGGGCUGGCCCACCCGAUGACCCAUCCUCCGGUCCGUACGUCCUGGCGUUUCGAGACCCCAGGACAUGGGCAAACGCGUACAGAGCCUGCGAGUCCAAGAUCAUCGAGCAGUGUGAGGCCGGCGCCAGGAUCGGGUGUGCCAUCAGCGCAUCGGACAAGUGUAAGCCCCCGUGGUGGCGAGCUCUGAUUGGUCCGAAAGCACCGGACUUGAAGCAGAGGGAGCAGUGCGAAGAGAGAGAAAUGGAGGGGUGUUUCGCUGCGGCGAAAGAUAAGUGCGUUGGGUUCGCGAAGGAGAAGUGCUUAAAGCCCUUCAGAGACGCGAGAAUUGCUGGUCUUCAUGUAAAGCAGGCUGAGAGGUUGGUUUGCUGGGCAACUGUGAUGGAUCGGAGCACGUGGCUCAGUUUGAUUGGAUUGGACAAAUUGGGUUAUUUGGGUUCGGGUAAUUAUGGAUUUGGAGCAACAAAUUAUAGGGCUAGUGAGUUGUUUGGUUCUGAUUGUGACUUUGAUCUUGUUUUGGGUAGUAGCAACGGGAUAUUGAAGGUGUGAAUUUGGAGAAUGGUGUUUAAAGUUGCUACAUUUGUGAAGAAGUUGCUGAUGAAGUGAGCAUUUGCAAAGUAUUGGAUGAGCAUCGUAUGCUUUUGCUAUUGGAUAGGAAUUUUGCACAGAUUGGGUUCUAUUUAGGAAUCUCUGAGACUCAAGCAUGUAGAGCUGAACAAGAUUAAUGGGUGGCUUUCUUGGAUCUAAUAUAUCUUGUCCUUCUCUUUUGAUGACUUCCUUUAUAGUUUUCCGGAUACUUUGAAAUUGAGUUAAUGGAGUUUGAAUCCUCAAUGUUGUUGUUGCUGUAUUUUGUUUGGUGCUCGUUGGGCUGAAAGAGCCCAUUUAGUCCCUCAUUUUCAGUGCUAACGUUGACCUAGGUUGAACAUCCACACAAAACAAAAUCUUUAGGCCCAAAACAUCCAAAAGUUUAUGGUAUCUUGUACUUCACGUGCAUCUACAUGUUCUUAGGGGAAAUAUGAUUUUGGGCUAUCCUGGUGUGAGGUCAUUCCUCUAUAGACUUUCUGUUUGUGCAUGCUUUAUCUUGAACAUAUUACAUAUGCAGAUAGCUAUCUGGAAAGGAUUCAUUUAUUUUUUAUAGGUUAUCUGGGUAGACUUUUUUUUGUUUACGUAUGAUUUUGUACGCAAAUAGUUUCUUGAAAGCAUCAUUUUCAUUUAUAAAACAAAUGAAAUACAUAGACUUUCUGCAUAUCUAUGCUUCUACCUUUAAUAUAUGCAAACAGUUAUCUUGAGAGGAUUAUUUUCUUUGUUUUAAAAUAUAAAUUAGCUAUGUAUUACUUUUUUAAACUGAUUUGGUUUUGUGAUCUUGAAUAGUUCUUUCCUUACUUUUAGGCUCCACCACUAGGUUUGUAGAUUCACAUGAAAAUUGGAAAUUCUUACAAGCUAUUCAACUAGGAAAUUUCUGCUUCAUUUAGCUGCUGACACAAUACCAAGCUGGAUUGCAUUAUGGUCUGCUGACCUGAAACAACGAAAAAAAGGCAAUAGAGUCUUCACACAAUUUCAUAUACAGAAACAAUGUUAUAUCUGUUCAAUACUGUUGGAUAUCUUAUCUUGUGGUUCACAUUUAUAGUAAAGGGAGCGCUAUUCGCCGCCAUUGGCCCCCACACAACGAAUAACGCUGGAGUUUUGAGGGUGACCGAAAGUGCGAAUGGUGCUCCCCUUACAAUACAUAUAUGAUUAUAUACACCGACCGACCGUUGUUUGUGGAAUAUUAUACGUAUAAAACUCUAACUUUGGCCUUAUAGGUCACAUUUUAAACCGAUGAAAUGCUGAUUGAUGAUCAGUCUACCUACCAUCAAACAUCAUGGGCAUGGCUGCCACUGUCAUCGUUCUAAACAAAGCAAACACGGGUCAGCCGCGUAAGAAAAAAUGCAUAAAAUAUCAAGCAUUAACCGGAAGUUGCUGGGAAGUUGCAAAGACGGCCACAUGGGAGGAGUUUCUCUUUGUUUAAAGUGUACAACUUGGUUUUUGGGUCAAUGUCGUGAUUUAUGAGGUAGACCAUUUUGUCUGACUGGUUCGUUUUGUGUCCUAUCACUUUGACGAGGAAAUCACCAGGAAAUUUCGUUUCUUGCUAGUUGUCAAUUGUAUUUUUGUAAAGUCUGUACUUUUUCUGCAAAAAGAAAAGGACGCAAGAUAGGGAUCCAAUGUGAAAAGAAAGUGCAGUUUGCAUUUGUUGCA